Cyprinodon variegatus (sheepshead minnow) is the source of this 1518-nucleotide messenger RNA. RefSeq names its product parvin gamma (gene parvg). The transcript has 13 exons. Gene Ontology annotation, cellular component: focal adhesion; actin cytoskeleton; cytoplasm. Gene Ontology annotation, molecular function: actin binding. NCBI's taxonomy places the organism in Eukaryota, Metazoa, Chordata, Actinopteri, Cyprinodontiformes, Cyprinodontidae. Gene Ontology annotation, biological process: actin cytoskeleton organization; cell projection assembly; substrate adhesion-dependent cell spreading. Bases 413 to 1378 code for a protein of 321 amino acids. The record is from RefSeq and is a predicted model, not a curated record.
AGUUCUCUCAUCUCACCUCACACGUACUUGGCUUUAUUAUAAUCUCAAAUACAGAUUGUGUCACUGAACACAAACAGCCUUAUCUGAAAACGGUCUGCUGCAAACCCUGAAUCAAAAAGAGGAAGUGCUACCUUCCCUCAUGCCACAUCCUCUCAGUUGUGCUUAUCUUCCUUUUUGACCCUCAAACGAUCUUUUUCUUUAAAACUAUUUGCAGUCAGGUCUGUGAUCUCAUUAGAAUACCCUUUUAGAUCAUAGAGCAACCUUCAACAUUUUGCAAGCGGAUUUUGAUAGUUCGUAGAGUUAACAUCGUGUAAAGGAAUUCACAUCAGCAGAACUCCCCUGGUCCCUUUUGUGAUUGCUCUCACUAAACUAAAGGUCAGCAAAGUGUUUACACCCACCUAUUGGAGGAGAGAUGGAGGCCGCUGUUUUUGAAUACCAAAAAAAGGAAGAUCCCCUGGAGGUUGAGACUUUUCAGGGAGAAAAAAGAAAGAUCAUACAGCCGACUUCUUUAAAAGACCCCAAGCUUGAAAACCUAAAACAGGCAUUGAUUGAUUGGAUCAAUACCAGUUUGAAAGCAGAACACAUCGUUAUUCAGAGUCUGGAGGAGGAUCUUUAUGAUGGACUCGUACUUCAUCACCUGCUGUCCAGAUUAGGUGGUGUGAAAUUAGACGUGGAUGAAAUAGCUCUGACCAGCUCUGCUCAGAUCCACAAGCUGGAAGUUAUCAUGGAAGAGCUCAACAAGAGGCUGGGUGUGGAGGACAGCAGCCUGAUCAAAUGGGACGUCAAACUCAUCCACAACAAAGAUCUCCUGGCUACAAUUCAUCUGCUGGUUGCCAUGGUGAAAGCUUUUCAGCCAAAGCUAAAUCUGCCACUGAAUGUGAAGAUUGAGGUUGUUAUAGUAGAGGUUAGCAAGAAUGGGAUCAAAUCUGAGGUGCAGACUGAAAUUCUGACUGGAGACGGCAGCCGAACUGACACAGACUCCUCUAGCAAUCCUGAAGGGGAAGAUCCCAUUGAGCGACUGCUGAGGCUGGAGGCUAACAAGGUCAACACAGUGAAGAAGGCCAUCUUACACUUUGUCAACCAGAACAUUGGAAACCUGGGUCUGCAGGUGGCUGAUAUGGACAAACAGUUUGCUGAUGGAGUGAUACUGCUGCUGCUGAUUGGUCAACUGGAAGGCUUCUUUAUCCCACUGUUUGAGUUCAACCUGACCCCUGUUAAUGACGCUGAGAUGCUCCAUAAUGUGACCUUAGCACUGGAUCUUCUGAAGGAUAUUGGCCUGCAGUUGCCCAAUAUUGAUCCACAAGAUAUUGUCUCUCAGGAUAUCGCCGCCACCUUGAAGGUCCUUUACAGCCUUUUUAAGAAGCACAAAAAAAACUGAGGGAGAGGAUGCUGGAUGAAGAUAAACUGAAUGGAAAUGCAGAGAAACUAGGGGGAAGUGUUCGAUGCAGCUAAAGCUGUAUCUUGUGUUUAUUUGACAUUUUUAUUUUUUGUUGUUUGGGAUCUAUUUGUAAAAAAAAA